This is a messenger RNA of Condylostylus longicornis, 1989 nucleotides long. Its product is annotated as dnaJ homolog subfamily C member 2. Gene Ontology annotation, molecular function: ribosome binding; Hsp70 protein binding. The coding region runs from base 89 to 1918 and encodes 609 amino acids. Gene Ontology annotation, biological process: regulation of translational fidelity; 'de novo' cotranslational protein folding. Lineage: Eukaryota; Metazoa; Arthropoda; Insecta; Diptera; Dolichopodidae. The record is from RefSeq and is a predicted model, not a curated record. Gene Ontology annotation, cellular component: cytosol. The transcript is spliced from 2 exons.
GUCAAACUUCAUAUACAUUUAGUUUUUUUUACUCACGUAACCGCCAGUGCGUUAUUGAUUUGAUAAAUUUUUUCAUUCAAAAGAGAAAAUGCAUCCGAUUUGCGUUCCACUUGCAUUAGUAACAAGAAAAAUCCAACGUGUUGGUUAUACUUAUUUGAAAUUAAAGCAAAAAUUGGACUUGAAAAAUUCUUUUUCUUGCGUUGGUGGAGAAGAAGAGGUUAUAUUUUUGGAAGAUAACUUUGAAAUUGAUGAAGGUUAUUUAAAAAGUUUAGAUCCAAAAGAAUGGAAAGACCAAGAUCAUUACGCGGUUUUAGGGUUAAAACACAAACGUUUUUUCGCAACUGAAGAAGACAUAAGACGAGCAUAUCGGAAAAUUGUGUUGCUUCAUCAUCCUGAUAAAAGAAAAGCUAAGGGUGAAGAAAUCAAAAUUGAAGAUGAUUAUUUUACAUGUAUAACAAAGGCGUAUGAAGUUUUAGGAACAACAAAAACUAGGAAAGCUUAUGAUUCUAUAGAUCCAGAAUUUGACAAUUCACUUCCAACAUUGCAACAAAUAGAGAAAAAUUUUUAUGAAACUUUUCAAAAAUAUUUCAGCUUAAAUUCCAGAUGGAGCCAAAGAAAAAAUGUUCCAUCAUUAGGAAACGAAAACUCAUCAAGAGAAGAGGUUGAUGCUUUUUAUUCAUUUUGGUACGAUUUCGAAUCUUGGAGGGAAUUCAGCUAUUUAGAUGAAGAAGACAAAGAGAAAGGACAGGAUAGGGAAGAACGUCGGUGGAUAGAAAAACAAAAUAAGAUACUACGAAUAAAAAGGAAAAAAGAGGAAAUGGCUCGUAUAAGAUCAUUAGUAGACCUGUGCUAUAAUAAUGACCCAAGAAUUUUGAAAUUCAAAAAAGAAGACAAGGAUAGAAAAUUGGCUGCAAAACGAGCUAAAAUGGAUGCUGUACAAGCAGUUAAAGCCCAAGAAGAAAAAAUAUUAAAAGAAGCACAGUUAUUAAAAGCGAAAUUAGAUUUGGCUGAGCAAAAACGUAUAGAACAAAUACGAAUAGAAAAAGAACAGCAAAAAAGAGCUCUCAAAAAAGAAAGAAAAUCUUUAAGAGACAAAGCUAAAGAAUCAAAUUUUUUUUCAAAUGAUGAAAAUGAAAGGGUUAGAAAUAUGGAAAACGUAGAAAAAAUAUGUGAAUUAUUGAAAUUGACCGAAUUACAGGACGCAAAUAAGUUAAUAGAGGAAAAUGGUUCGGAAGCUUUCUAUAAAAUUUUGACAGACCUUAACAAGAAAAUAGAAGAAGAGAGGCUUUCAUCUUUAAAGCAGAAAAAUAGUAAUUCUUUGGAAGAAACUUCCAGACUUAAUGAUAAAAACGAUAUUUGGAAUAAUGAUAAUACGCAGCUUCUUAUUAAAUCUGUAAAUCUUUUUCCGGCUGGGACUGCUCAGAGAUGGGAGGUUAUCGCUACCUUCAUGAAUCAACAUUCAUUAACUGCAGGAACUAGAAAAUUUCAAGCCAAAGAUGUCCUAAAUAAAGCUAAAAAUUUGCAAAGUGCCGACUUUUCCCAGUCUCUGCUUAAGCAACAUGUUAAUCAAGCAGCAUUUGAAUCUUUUGAAAAGCAAAAAAAGGAUUUAAAAAAAGUGGAUAAAGCUGAUAUAACUGUAAGUGACGAAAUUUCAGGCGAUAUAUCUCAUCAAGAAAACAAUAAAUCUUCGGUAGACAUCAACAAAAACAAUGUAAAUGAAACGUUUAAAGUUUGGACUAAAGAAGAGCAGGCGUUAUUAGAACAGGCAAUCAAAACAUAUCCAAUAUCAACACCUGAUAGAUGGGAUAAAAUAGCCGAAUGCGUACCUAAUAGAACAAAGAAGGAUUGCUUAAGGAGAGUGAAAGAGUUAGUUGAGAGGGUAAACGCAAAGAAACAGGUUAAACAAAUCUCAAAAUAAUUUAAAUUAAAAACAUUGUACCUAUUUAAUGAAAAAUAAAAUAUAAUGACUAAAAACAGUAUUUUUUCUUU